Messenger RNA from Psammomys obesus (fat sand rat), 5249 nucleotides. It is a transcript of the gene Cfap43, whose product is annotated as cilia and flagella associated protein 43. Gene Ontology annotation, biological process: sperm axoneme assembly; cilium assembly. NCBI's taxonomy places the organism in Eukaryota, Metazoa, Chordata, Mammalia, Rodentia, Muridae. Gene Ontology annotation, molecular function: protein binding. The transcript has 38 exons. Gene Ontology annotation, cellular component: axoneme. Bases 57 to 5078 code for a protein of 1673 amino acids. The record is from RefSeq and is a predicted model, not a curated record.
UCCACCAGCAGGACUGCGGCGUAACGGCCGCAGCCCCCGGUGGGCUGAGAGUCAGCAUGGCGCAAGGCCGGGAGCGCGAAGAUGCCUCCCCGCAGUUCGCCAUCAGCUCCACGCUGUCGGUGAGAUGGGUGCAAGGAUUCCCCAGUCAGAACGUUCAGUUUGUCAAUGACCGCACCAUCUGCUACCCUUCUGGGAACUUCGUGAUCUUCAUGAACCUCGACACCAAGAACAAGACUGUCCUCCAGUGUAUUAAUGGGAUUGUGGGCAUCGUGGCAACUAACAUUUCUGGUGAGGUUGUGGCUUUCUCUGACCGCAGGCUAAAGCCCAUCAUCCACGUAUACGCCUUUCCGGCCCUGAGCAGAAAAAACAAGUUAAAAGGCAACAUCCUCCUGGACUACACUUCUCUUUGCUUCAGUUACUGUGGCAACUACCUGGCCAGUUUCUCAUCCCUCCCGGAGUUUGAGCUGGCCCUCUGGAACUGGGAAACCGGGGUCAUCUUGUGUAGGAAAUCAAAUCCUGGAAUGGAUGUGACCCAGAUGUCCUUCAACCCCAUGAACUGGCAGCAAAUAUGUUUGUCAAGUCCAAAUUCAGUGAGCGUGUGGACCAUUGAAAGAAGCAACCAGGAGCAUCAUUUCAGGACAAGGAUGGUUAAGCUUCCUCUAGAAGAUGGGACCUUCUUAAAUGAAACAGAUGUGCUUUUCCCCACCUCACUGCCCAAGGACCUCAUUUAUGGGCCCAUAAUGCCACUGUCAGCCAUUGCCGGGCUGGUGGGAGAAGAGGCAGAAACGUUCAGGCCCAAAGAUGACAUCUACCCUUUGCUUCACCCAACAAUGCACUGCUGGACUCCGACGAGCGACCUGUACAUUGGGUGCGAAGAGGGCCAUCUUCUGAUGGUUAACUCGGAGAGCUUGAAGGUUACCGUGCUGCAGAAGGCAGACGACCUACAGCUGAUGGACGGAGGCCAGCUUAUCAGCCCACUCAUCCUGGUGUAUCAGAAGGACGGCAUACUGGCUUCUGGAGUUGAUGGUGUGGUAUACUCUUUCAUCAUCAAGGACUUCAAGUACCAAGUGAAGAGCUUUCUUAAGUUUGACGGGACAGUGGCAAAUUUGACGUUUUCCCCUAGUUACAAAAUGUUGCUGAUUCAAACAGACAAGGGGUCUGUUUACACCUACACAUUUGGUGAAGAGAUGCCUCUAGAUAGAAUCCUAGAAGCCUAUGAUGGGAAAGUUCAGGCCACUGACUUCAUCACACCGGGAACCAAGCACCUCGUGAUGCUCACAAGCUCGGGGGAAGUUUCUAUUCUGUGGAUAGAGGACUGCACUUGCAUAAGCAGGCUCCUGCUGAGGGUUCCGGCAACAACUCUAGCAUGCUGCCCUUCCUCCGCAUCGGCUGCCGUGGGGACAGAAGAUGGCUACGUGUACUUCCUGAACGUCCACGACGUGGAGUCCCCUCGGGUGAUGCACUCCGUCUUCCUCUCCCAGUCACCAGUGAAGAUCUUGAUUUAUGACCAGCGAGGAAUUUUUCUGUUCGUCGGUACAGCAGAAGGAAACGUCUUUGUCAUCGAUGCCAGACCCUCAAAAGGAUUUCAGAUUUUUGGAUUCACUGAGGCAAGCAAAGACAUUCUGCAGAUCUCCACGGUGUCUCUGCCGGGGACAGACAUAGUGGACGUGCUGGUGCUGUCCCCGCUUCUGGAAGCAGGGAGGAGCAGGCUGGAGUACUUCACCGUGCCUAUCUGGUUACCACAAGCUUCUAGUAAUUGUUCUGAUGAAAGGGGAAAGCUGAAUGAUGCAUUCAUCCAGAAGUUCCUGUAUGAGGUGGAACACCCUCUCUCUUCUGCCGUGCUGGGCUUCGAAAGAGACAAAGUCUACGGCUACUGCAGCCACGUGCCGUACAUCUGCAGCUAUAUACUGCCUGAAAAGGAUCAUGUUGGAAUUUAUAUACUUAAGCCAUACCAAAAAGUACAGAGCAAGCAGUAUGGGUCCGGAACGAUCUUUAUGUCUUCACAUGGAUUGUGGCUUCUGACAAUAGCUAAAUGUGGAUAUCUCUUUGUCCGAGAUAUCGUCCAUCUGGAACCGUUUGCUCGAAGUCGGAGUCAUUCUCAUCAGGCGCAUGGGAUUCAGUACGUAACAAUGUCAAUGGAUGGACAACACAUCCUGGUGAAUGGGAAAGACGAUGGCACCCUUGUCUACCUCAAAUGGAAGCGGCUUGGAGGAAACUUGGCAAAUGAUGUCCUUGAACACUACCAGAAACUAAUGGGCAAUCUGAGCAGCAAGCUGGAAAGGGAGAAUAAAUACUUGGUUGCACCUGAAAUUUUCCGUGAAUCUAUAGUUUCCCAAGAUGAGCAACAAGAAGAGGAUUCACCUGAACCCAGUAAAAAGCUGAGCGUGGACUCAUCACAAGAGGAAUUUGGCCUUAGUUCUGACAAGGAAAUUCCCUGGAUCCAAAAAAAAAGGGAAGAGGCUAUCAAAAAUGAGGUCAAACAGUUUUCAAAGAAGAGAAAAGAGAUCAAAAGAAGAAUCAAGGAGCUCGCGAAAACUAUUACAGAUAUGAUGGAAGAAAAUGAAAAUGUGGACCCUAUUGCAAAAUUAGACCACCAGGAAUUUUGCCUGGACCUUGAGGAACUGGACCGCCUUCAUGAGCGAAGUGAGGAAGAGGUUGGAAAGCUGAGAAAAGACGUGGAGAUGCAUAACUUAGCCACGAGAUACUUAACUGAGCUCAUCAAGGAAGAGUGCUGGAAUUCCAUGACUGAGAAGGGCAGGGCUCUAAAGUGUUUUCAUAUGCCCUAUGUGGUUGAGAACUUCCCCAUGAAAAUGCGCUCAGAAGAAGAGCUGCAGGAGUUGGAAAGAGUUUUGCAGCAAAAGAAGAUUGAGGCAGAGUGUCUUAAGCUACGGAAGGAAAUUGUAGAGGUCCCGUCUACAACCGGCACAGUUAAAAAGCAUCAUGAAGAGGAUGAGGAAGAAGAGGAGGAGGAAGAUAAGACAAUAAAAGAUACCACUCUGCCCAAUUACCUGCUGGGCAGUCUAAGCAAUGAUUUUGGGGCAGAGACCUCUCUGUUGACGAGCCAACUGGAACUUCAUUCCAGAGAGGAUAAAAUCAACCAAAUUAUAAUGCUGAAAGAUAUCAUUUACCAGGUAAAACAGUCUUUCAAUACUGAGUUUCUUGGUGCCUAUAAACAAAAAGAGAUUGAAAUUGCACGCAUAAAAGAAAGAAAUGUUCGAAUUGAAGAAAUUAUUUUAGACUUGGAAUUGGAAGAAAAGGUCUGGCAACCAGAGUUUGAAGACUGUGAGCAGCCAGAACGAGUGCUUGCUGUGGAAGAUGAUGAGGUUUCAGCUAAAAAACAUGUUACUCCAUGGAAAAAAGCCAAAACAAAUUUGGUCACAUCCAUUGAAAUGAAGAAAUUGCUACAAUCACAGGCCGCCGAUGAAAGACACAGAGGCCUGAUGGACAUGAUGGGAGGUGUUCUGGAAGUUAAGAAGGAAGACAUCUUAAGAAUGGUGAUCCCUCAACCUGCCUUCAUGGAAAAACCCGAUGCUCUGUGGACUGAAGAAGAAAGGAAGCAAUUCAAAGAGUAUGAGAAAAAAGUCAAGGAUCUAAAUGAAGAAAGAGAUAAGUACAGAAAGUCUUUAGAUGCAGAAUUGAAGAAACUUCAAAACUCUAUUCAAGAAAGCACACAGAGCUUUGAUGAUCAUUUGAAGAGACUCUUUGACAAAAGAGUGAAGGCAGAGAUGGUUGUCAACCAGGAGGAACUGAAAAUAAACAACCUCGUGUUUUCUUUGCUGCUGGAUGAAGAACUGAGCUCCAGGGAACAGUUCCUGAACAACUACCUUUUGAAGAAGCAGGAUGAAAAAAGCAAGACUUUAGAAAUCAUCCAGAAAGCUAGAGAAGACCUGGAUGUGUUGAAGGAGCACCAUGACAACUUACUGGCAGAAGACAAAGUUCUGGAACGCAGCUUCAAGAAGGAAUUUUCUGAAACUUCUGGGCACCACGUGGAUAUACUCUACAAACUUUUUAAGCGGCGGCCAAGGGUUCCCAAACAGAAGACACACACAGAUAUGAAUACUCUUAUUCCUUUCGGCGAGAGACCAGGACCUGACAAGUUAAAUAAGGACACCUUUUCCCAGCAAAUGAGAUCCAUGGACGAGCUGGACAAUAUCAGUAACAUGCCGGAAGGCUUGGACCCCUUGGUCUGGGAACAUUUCUGCUCAAUCAGACGAGCAAAACUGGAAAAUGAAUACAAAGUGAAGCAGAAGGCGGCCAGCCUGCUUGAAAUGAUGACUUUUCUCCGGAAGCGAGUGGAGGAGGAUGAGGCGGUGCAGCACGAGAUCGAAAGAGUGCUCCAUGAGCUCCUCCGAUUACAGGAUGAAAAAAUGAAAUUCCAGCUGAAUUUGACAGUACAAAUUCUUCUUAAACAAGGACAAGUAGAACUGGAGAAUUUCCAGUUGAGCCUGGAAUAUGCUGAUGCAAUUCUCAUCAAUAAGAAUAUAAUUGAAGACUUGAAUUCUGUGAUUCGGACUCAGGGACAAAAGAAAGUGACUAGCAUGAUGGAAAGCAAAGACGUCCACAAAGGGAUAUAUCAGAUUGAGUGGGAGCACAAGAAAAUGGAGAUGGAAAUGGAAGAUCUAAACCAGAAGGCCUGGGAUAUUCAGAUGCUGUUUUUCUCACGAAACCGUCAAAAGUUCCUAAAUGAACCAAACUACGAGACUGUCAUAGCCAUUGAGAUUGGAAUAAUGGAACAAACCAUUAAUGUUCUAGAGAAGACCCACAAGAAGAAUGUAGAAAACUGCAAAAAAUUACUCAAGAAGUUGGGAAAAUACAGCAAUCAAAAGGAUGUAGCAAAUUACGCACUAAGCUGUAGUCUGCGGGAGGAAUUGGUGGCUGUCUCAGAGAGACAGGACAUCUGCCAUGAAAUGGGGUCUAUGCUGACCUGUGAGAAGAUUGCCAGAGAACGAUACCGUAACAUGAUGAAACAGCAGAAGUUGACAAACAUCUCAAAACAGCAGGCUGAGCAGAUCUCAAUACUGCAGGCUGAAGUGGAAAGGUUACGGAUGAAAACGUUCCCUGCUCUCGUCCCGAUGUAGAGCACCAGCAGGAGCAGCAGGCAGAGCCACUCCAAAAUAAUGCUGCGGCGGAAAAACGACCGCUUUCGCUUUUCUGAGAAAACCUACGCAGGUUAGCUCUUAGCUACACGGUUUUCAUAGAGUUUAGGUUAAUCAGUACAGUUGUUUGUCCUACGUGAAUAAAUGAAUACA